Messenger RNA from Ectocarpus siliculosus, 1572 nucleotides. NCBI's taxonomy places the organism in Eukaryota, Phaeophyceae, Ectocarpales, Ectocarpaceae. The record is from the annotation of a GenBank genome assembly.
AUGCUGUGCACGAAGAUACGAAACCAAGCCAAGGAGUUGGCAGCGUUGACGGAACGCCUUCAGGAAGAGGCCGCCUACUCUCGGCUCGUAGAGAAGCGUUUGGUUGAGCUGGAUCCGGAGCACUCGCUCCCCGUAACCCCUCACCACCUAGGCCGCCGUAGUCCGGAAAGCACUAUAGCUCAUCGCAGCAGUGGCAGUGUUGGCGGGUUGGGUCGAGGGUACCACCUGCAGAAGGCCGACCAGCUUUCGAAUGAGGAGCAUGAUCAUGAUGACGGCUUGCGACAAGGAUACGAGGCGGCCCAGGCAAGGCUAAGGGACGCCGCACAGCUUAUCAGGACACUCAGAGAGGCGUUGGAAAGCAGGGGGGAGUUCAGGGGCGAUUCUCAUGUUGCAGCCAGAGCUCAGCCUGACGCCAUUGCCGGGGUCUUCGGCACCACAGGACUCCCGUGGAUGCCUACCUGGGACGCCGACGCAAACGCAGCCGCCAACCGCGCCCGCAAAUACCAGCGUGAAGCCGAUGAUCUCCGCCGACGGCUAGAAACCAGCGGUGGUAACGUUAGCCGGGCGAGCAAGGGCGGCAGCGGCGGCGGCCGUGUCGGAGAGAAUCAGACAAGCUCUUCGCCAUUGGGCGGAGAACAGGGCCAUGGGAGGGAGCUUGGGAUUCGCUUUGUUGAUGAUGACCGGGCCCGACAGCACCAGCAACAUGUUGAGCUCAGCAAGGACGUGGAGCGGCUUGAACAGAAGCUGCGGGAGCAGAGGGAGGCAACCACCGCCGCUAGAACCGAGGCGAACGGGCUCCACGAGACGCUGAAACAGCUUCAACAAUCGCACCAUGUCGGCAAUCUCAGCAGCCAGAGGGAGGGUGCCGCAGACGACGCUAAGGCUAACGCCGCAGAGCUGGCGCGACAGCUAGCGCGCGCUAGGUCAACUGCCGAGUCCUCCCGAGAAGAAAAUAAAAACCUACGUCUCCAGCUGCGGGAGUUAGGGGGCGGCGGAAGCGGCCACGGCCGCCGUGGGGGUGGCAACGGAAGUGGAAACAGCAGUCAUAUUUCCAAGACGAUGCCGCGCUCUACAAGUAUCGCUAGCAGUAGUAGCGGCGGCCACGCAAUUGUUGCAGCGGCAGCGCUUGGGGGAAGGCACACUCCGGCAGCAGGGUCCAAACCAGCACUGGCGUGCGAGUUGGGGGGUACGAGGGCUGCGAACGUGGAAGAGGAGGGUGGUGCGGACAGGGGGGGAAACGAGCUCGAGGCCGAAAAAGAAGCCCUCCUAGACUACGUGCAGGACUUGUUGGGGAGAAUCAAGGGGUUAGAGGCCGCCUGCGCGAGCCUCGAGCGAGAGCGCGGAGAUAGCUCAAUAAACCUCGAGAAGACGCGCAAAGAUCUUCAGCAGAAAGAGAAAGCUAUCGCCCAGAUCGAGGAUUUGCAGAAGACGGAGAAGGUGGAGCGUGUAGAGAAGGAAGAGAUGGGCCGACUGUACAACGAGCUUCUAAAGCAGCUCAAGACAGCUGAGGAAGAGAAGGAAAAACUCCAGCCCGAAUCUGUUCGAGAGCGGAGCGGGGCGUACACGAUUUGA